Auanema sp. JU1783 is the source of this 1743-nucleotide messenger RNA. The record is from the annotation of a GenBank genome assembly. Lineage: Eukaryota; Metazoa; Nematoda; Chromadorea; Rhabditida; Rhabditidae.
AUGACUGUUACGCUUUUGUUUUUCUUUUAUCAUUUCUUCGUUAUCCAAUGCGCGACAGUAGAAGAAAGAAAGAAGUUCAAUCUUCAUGAAAAUAGAAAAAUUGAAUCUGUAUCAGAGAACAGGCUACCUGCAAUUCGUGGCAGAAGUUCAGAAACUGUACACAGUCUGAAAACAUGGUUUCCCACUAAUGUACUCGAAUGCAUGAGCUGGGAAUGCGUUUGUGAUCAUGUCGAAGGUGCCAAAUGGAUUAAAAAAACUUGUCAUAUGCCAGGGGGCACAAUUAUGAGAAAAGAAGUCCGAAAAGAAUACCGUAUGCUGACAAUUUCGGAAAAGAGAAUAUAUAGGAGAGCUUUUCUCUUGGCCAAUAAACCUGGGGGAAUUUAUAAUAUAUUGAGUAACGCUCAUUCCGAUUCUUCUUUGUCGCCUGCUGCUCAUAAUGGUCCCCAUUUUCUACCUUGGCAUCGAGAGUUUUUGAAGCGACUCAUCAUAGGUAUCAGAUUAAUUGAAGAAAAUGGGAAGUAUCCGUUUGCUUCUGUUUCAUUGCCUUACUGGGAUUCUAGCUUGGACGACCAUAUGAGAGAGAGGUUGAAUAUUAGUUCAACCAAUUCCGUUCUUUUCUCACCUCAUCUUAUGGGCUCUGUUGUUAAAGGAAUACUAGUUGAUGGUGAUUUCGCAGGAUUCGUUGGAAACCACGGGCACACGAGGAGGGAAUUAGAUCGAUUCGGAAGAAAAAUAGGUUUAUUGAAGCGUCAAGAUGUAGAAAGAAUGGUCAACUCAUAUAAUAUAACUGGAGUUUUGUCUGCUGCCGCGGGAAGCUCUAGGGAAUGCACGAAAAAGCUUCCCCGAAACGCUCUGGAGCUUUUACAUGGCAACGCUCACGUUUGGGUUGGAGGAAGUAUGAAACUCACUCGUAAUGCAACAAACGAUCCUAUAUUCGUGCUCCACCAUUCCUUUGUAGAUAUGCUAUGGGAAAGAUGGAGGAAGAAGAAGCAGAACAGUAAGGAACGUGAAAGCCAAUGGAAUGAUAUGACCAAAUGUUAUUCUUCUCAUCACAAGAGUUCGGCUGUCAUGAAACCCUUUGGUCUGUUAACUGGAAAAGAUGGCUGUUCCAAUAAAUAUGCAGAAAUGACAUCAUACUCUCCCAUUCCUAAGUGUCAUUCAUUCUGUCGUUCGAAAUAUCUUUAUUGUCAUGAAGGAUAUUGUGUAUCGCGUCUGAAGCCAAAUGGGCAAUGCCGAAUAAUUAACCGAAUCGAUCCGUGCUACCGAAGCAAAUGCACAGCAAGAGAUGGUCACAUAGGAUAUUGCAAGCCUUACAAAACUCUCCAGAGCAUCCGCGAUACAAAAAAGAGUGUUCGUCAGAAAACUAGUAAAAAACAGUUAAGAUUAGAGACUUGUUUCAAUAUGCACGAAUGUUGUAACUUCUGGGGAAAGCAAGGAGAAUGCAACAAAAGAUCUAAUGCGAUGAGUGAGGCUUGUCCAUUGAGCUGUGGAGUUUGCAAAGCUAAAACUUAUAAUAACAGAGAUGAUUGUACUGACCGGCAUUUCAAUUGUGAGCAUCUCCGAAAGUUAGGAGGCUGUAAAACGAGUUAUCCAUUUAUGGCGGAAAACUGUAGGAAAACUUGUGGAUUCUGUUCCAGACGUCGAAACCAAAACUGUUUAGCACCUCCAAGCGUCAAACAAAUACUUCAUUCGAAGAAAACUGCGAAACAAGCGAGAGUGAAAUUACGAUCAUUGUUCACAUGA